Molecule: messenger RNA, 415 nt
Organism: Austrofundulus limnaeus
Lineage: Eukaryota; Metazoa; Chordata; Actinopteri; Cyprinodontiformes; Rivulidae
Gene: smim20
Product: small integral membrane protein 20
Exons: 3
Coding region: 55-264 (69 amino acids)
Biological process (GO): mitochondrial respiratory chain complex IV assembly
Cellular component (GO): mitochondrial inner membrane
Source: RefSeq, a predicted model, not a curated record
GCUGUAAACAUUGCAUAUGAAGGUGAAAACGUAGCUUCAGACGCUCCAGAGAAAAUGGCAAAAAACCCGAAAGUAGCGUGGGUAAUCGCAGGUUUCUUUAUGGCGGUGGGUGCUUCGUUUUUUCCGAUAUUUUUCUAUCCUCUGGCUCACGAAGACGAGUACAGACAAAUCCAAAAGGUAAACCGGGCAGGAAUCAACCAGGCUGAUGUGCAACCUGUGGGUCUGAAGAUCUGGUCCGACCCGUUCAAGCCUGCGGACAAGUGAUGGCUGGUGUGAGCCAGCCUUCAGGAGUCCUGGACAUGAAUAAUAAAUAUCCUUAUGAUGAGUGCUUGGUGUGUGUUUGAGUGAAUUAUGUAAAAAGUUUGUAUUUGUUAUAUUUUCCAUCAUAAAUAAAGGUAAAGAUCCAAGGAUGUAA